Molecule: messenger RNA, 1488 nt
Organism: Danio rerio (zebrafish)
Lineage: Eukaryota; Metazoa; Chordata; Actinopteri; Cypriniformes; Danionidae
Source: RefSeq, a predicted model, not a curated record
AUGCAAAGAUGGGCUUUGUUAUUGUCUGCUCAUACCUAUGACAUCAAGUACCAGAAGUCAGAAUUGCACAGAAACGCAGAUGGACUGUCCAGAUUGCCUCUCGCUGACCAAGUAAAAGAAACAAAAGUAGCUGAAAUUUUCUACUUUAGCCAAGUGGAAAGGACCCCAAUAACAGCUGCACAAGUGCGCAAGGGCACACGUAAUGAUCCUGUCUUGUCCAAGGUCAUGGAUAUCGUCAUGACAGGAAAAGAUGAGAACCAUGACCUAGAGCUAAAACCAUAUCUUACUCGACGUCAUGAACUCUCAGUGCAGACAGGCUGUUUAUUGUGGGGAAGGAGAGUGAUCAUUCCACCAACAUUGCGCAAAUCAGUGUUAAAACAGCUGCAUGCGGGACACUGUGGAAUGGUCCGCAUGAAGGAGAUUGCCAGGAGUUACUUCUGGUGGCCAGGAGUGGAUCGAGAAAUUGAAGAGAAGGCAAGAACAUGUACGUCAUGUCAAAGCAUACGCAACGUACCACAACUGGCACCGCUGCACCCCUGGGAAUAUCCAGAGAAACCGUGGCAUCGCAUUCAUGCUGAUUUUGCAGGUCCGGUCGAGGACAAAAUGCUGCUGGUCGUCAUUGAUGCACACAGUAAGUGGCCUGAAGUAGCCAUAAUGAAAUCUACGUCAGCAGAAAAGACCAUUGAGAAGUUGGGAGAAAUUUUCAGUAGAUUUGGACCACCAGUGCAGUUUGUUUCUGACAAUGGACCUCAAUUUAUCUCGCAUGAGAUGGGCACAUUUCUACUUGCAAAUGGAGUGCAACAUAUCAAGUCAUCACCCUACCAUCCUGCAACAAAUGGGCUUGCGGAGAGGUUCGUGCAGACCAUGAACCAUGCUUUAAAAGCUUCAAUUGGACAAGGCACAUUGCAUCAACGCCUUCAUAACUUCUUGCUGUGCUAUCGCAGUACUCCACACGCAACUACCAAAGUGUCACCAGCCUACUUGUUGUUUAAUCGAGAGCUCAGGACAAGCUUUGAGGUACUUAAACCAGCAACACUCAAAGAAACGGUCCUACAACAACAAGAAAAUCAGGUACAGCGACGGAAACUGCGAGCCAAAGACAGAUCCUUUUUGAUAGGCUCAUCGGUGCUGGCCCGGAACUAUGGCACCGGUCCAAAAUGGGUUCCAGCUACUGUGGAAACCCAGACGGGUCCCGUGUCCUACAGGGUUAAAACUGCUGGUAAUCUUCUAUGGAGGAGACAUACUGAUCAGUUACUGAGUGGAGCCAGUACAUUCACUGACCUUCCUGAAGGUACCGACGUCUGUGAUUCAGUUGGCAGCUCACCAGCUUCUGCGACUGUCACUACAGAGCCUAGCAAGAUUACAGAUUCCCCACCUACUAAAGAACUGUCACCUCCUGUUGUUUCGACUGAAAAUGGGGACCAAGUAAGCCGCCGGUAUCCAAUAAGAGAGCGACGUCAACCUCAGCGUUUUUUGGAUUAUACUUAG